Messenger RNA from Lachancea meyersii CBS 8951, 978 nucleotides. Lineage: Eukaryota; Fungi; Ascomycota; Saccharomycetes; Saccharomycetales; Saccharomycetaceae. The record is from the annotation of a GenBank genome assembly.
AUGAACAAUCAGACCACUGACAGAGCCGUCGAUCAACGACUAGCGGUGUACAAUCCCGAUAAUCAAUUAAAUGCUUAUUUAAAUGCAGUUUCCGAGCUUACAACCGUGUCUUUUGCGACAAUAACGGGUACUUUGGAAGACAAGCACGAACUGAGCUUGAAAAAGAUCAAUCAAUGGAGGUCUACGUUCGAUUUGAAACGGGCAGACGCCGAAAUUUAUGUGGAAACGGAGAAGUUGAAAGUAGGCAUCGAAAAUUCCAGUGCUGCAGCUAACAUUGAGAACAUCAAGCGUGCCAUGACGGAGGAUUUGUCGACAUUACAAGAGAGAAACAAGAUCUUAAGGGAAAGAAAUGACAGGCUGCGAGCCAUGAACUCACAUAUUGAUAUCGUGAACGAGAAGAUUGAGGAUAUGCAAAAAGGGAAGUCCAAACUGAGCGCGUCACAAGAAGAAUGGGAGAAGCAUUUGGGUUCCAAGGCGGUUGCCCAAAUGCUGCGCGCAAAAAUCUUCAGACGACAAAUGACAAAGGUCCGGGAAGAAGAUGCAGAUGUGGAAUAUGAAGAAUUGUCCGUACAGGCAAACUUUUCGACGAGCGCCAAAGACUUGGAGAGAACCAAUGAUUCAAUGAAGCAAAGUAUACGCAGGUUACAUGAAGAGUUGAGAGAAUACCAGGACAAGUGGAGCCAUAACGCUCAGCUUUUCGACAAAAUAGCAGAUGUGCUCAAAGAGGAGCUUGUGAGUAGGAAGGUGGUGAAGUCCGUGGAAUCGAAAGAAGACGAUAGCGAGGAAGUUCAAAAUGAAGACGACGACGAAGACGAAGGAGAAGAUCGAGUUUUUGAAGAAGCUGAAAUACAUAGAGAGGAUGACGAAGACGAGAACGAUGAAGACCGCGAGGACGAGGACGAGGACGAGGACGAGGACGACAACCUAGACCACGACGGAUCGGAAGAGGAUCAUGACGACCAGGAUAUGCAUACGUGA